Molecule: messenger RNA, 2050 nt
Organism: Rubroshorea leprosula
Lineage: Eukaryota; Viridiplantae; Streptophyta; Magnoliopsida; Malvales; Dipterocarpaceae
Source: the annotation of a GenBank genome assembly
CCCCACUACACACUCAUUGCUUCUCUGUCUCCUUGCCGCUAGGGUUUUAACGAAAGCUGCUUUCUCGUCAGGUGAAAACUAAGACUGCGUCAUGGGUAAGGAGAAGGUUCACAUCAACAUUGUGGUUAUUGGCCAUGUCGACAGUGGUAAGUCGACCACAACUGGUCACUUGAUCUACAAGCUUGGUGGCAUUGAUAAGCGUGUGAUUGAGAGAUUUGAGAAGGAGGCUGCUGAGAUGAACAAGAGGUCAUUCAAGUAUGCCUGGGUGCUUGACAAGCUCAAGGCAGAGCGUGAGCGUGGUAUCACCAUUGAUAUUGCCUUGUGGAAGUUUGAGACCACCAAAUACUAUUGCACUGUCAUUGAUGCUCCUGGACAUCGUGACUUCAUUAAGAACAUGAUUACUGGGACCUCACAAGCUGACUGUGCUGUCCUUAUCAUUGACUCCACCACUGGUGGUUUUGAAGCUGGUAUUUCCAAGGAUGGACAGACCCGUGAGCAUGCUCUCCUUGCCUUCACUCUUGGUGUUAAGCAAAUGAUUUGCUGCUGUAACAAGAUGGAUGCCACAACCCCCAAGUACUCCAAGGCAAGGUAUGAUGAAAUCGUGAAGGAAGUCUCCUCUUAUUUGAAGAAGGUUGGAUACAACCCAGAUAAAAUUCCAUUUGUUCCCAUUUCCGGUUUUGAGGGUGACAACAUGAUUGAGAGGUCCACCAACCUAGACUGGUACAAGGGUCCAACCCUUCUCGACGCACUCGACCUGAUCCAGGAGCCCAAGAGGCCUUCUGACAAACCUCUUCGUCUCCCCCUUCAGGAUGUUUACAAGAUUGGAGGUAUUGGAACUGUCCCUGUGGGUCGUGUUGAAACUGGUAUCCUCAAGCCCGGUAUGGUUGUCACUUUUGGUCCUACUGGGUUGACCACUGAAGUUAAAUCUGUUGAGAUGCAUCAUGAGGCCCUUCAAGAGGCUUUGCCUGGUGACAAUGUUGGUUUUAACGUGAAGAAUGUUGCUGUGAAGGAUCUCAAGCGUGGAUUUGUUGCCUCAAACUCCAAGGAUGAUCCUGCCAAGGAGGCCGCAACCUUCACCUCACAAGUCAUCAUCAUGAACCACCCUGGGCAGAUUGGAAAUGGUUAUGCUCCUGUACUUGACUGCCACACGUCUCACAUUGCUGUUAAGUUUGCUGAACUGGUGACAAAGAUUGACAGGCGAUCUGGUAAGGAGCUUGAGAAGGAGCCUAAAUUCUUAAAGAAUGGUGAUGCUGGGUUUGUUAAGAUGAUUCCAACGAAGCCCAUGGUUGUGGAGACCUUCUCUGAGUAUCCUCCUCUUGGACGUUUCGCUGUGAGGGACAUGAGGCAGACGGUUGCUGUUGGUGUUAUCAAGAAUGUGGAGAAGAAGGAUCCAUCUGGAGCUAAGGUUACCAAGUCUGCUGCCAAGAAGGGUGGCAAGUGAACCGUGCAGGUUUUGGCUUAUUCCCAUGGAGAUUACCAUGGCUAUUACUAUAAUAAAGAUUGGAUUGUUGCUGUUAUGCAACCUGAAGGAUGUUUAGGUCUUUGUUUUGAUGCCUAUAGUUGUAAGUCCUCACCGUCAUCUCUUGGAUGCUGUUCGCAGAACUGGGUUCUUGACAGGCGGUGGCAAGGUUACUACUAUCUUGAGUCAGUCUCUGUUUGUUGUGUUAAAAACUCGUCCUUGUUAUAUGUUGGUCAUCCUAAAGUGCUCAGGAGUAGGGUUUCUUCCCUAGCUCGUUGGAAGCUUAUCUACAUUAUAUAAUAUAUAUAGAUUGUUUUUUUUUUUUUUUUCUGGCUAUAUCUUCUCCUCUCCUUUAUCAAAACAAUGUUUAUUCAAAUAGAUCUCUUAUUAACUUGUUUCCCUGCUGAAAGUAGUUGAUGCUUUCUUUAUGUGGGCAAAAUCAUUGAAGGACCUUUCUGUUUGAGAAAUAAGUUGUGGGAUAUAAUCUGACCCUGAUCUAUGGUAAGGUGUCUUGAGCCUUCCAUUGGAAUUAUUUGUUAAUUACAUCGCGCAAAUGUUAGCCCAACAAUUGAACAAAUGUUAGUACUUAAA